AUGGCACCUCCAACAAAAACAGCAGCAGCACCAAAAGAGGUUAAAUUAACAACCAAAGACACCAACACACUCAAGACAUUGUCUAAACUAUUCGAUGAACGUAAAUACAAAAAGGCGAUCAAGCAGGCCGACGCCUUUCUCAAGAUUCAUCCAACCAAUGUCGAUGCACUCUGCUUCCGUACAUUGACACUCUACGGAUUGAAUCUAAAGGAAGAAGCUCACGCUGCCGGCAAACAGGUGGUUCGUGACAACAUGUCGUCGUUUACAGCUUGGCAUACACUCGGUUUCCUGCAUCGUAACGACAAGAACUUCCCAGAGGCUCUCAAGUGCUUCCGUACGGCACACAGAAACAACAAAGAGUCGGUACAGAUCCUCAAGGACAUGUCGUUGAUUCAAAUCUUCCAACGUGACUAUCCAGGCUUGUUGGACUCUUACAAGACACUGCUUCACUUGCAACCGGGUUACAAGGGUCAUUGGAUCGGACUCAUCACUACCUACCAUCUCAUGGGUUCGCACAGCCAAGCCAUCUUUAUUCUCGAUGAAUUCAUUAAUGUGUUGGAUCAGGAAAACGAAGGAAUUCGUCGUUCUGAACUCAUCCUCUACAAGGUUCAACUAUUAGAUGAAUCAAAUGAAUUGGAUAAAGCUCUAUCUUUAUUAAAAUCUGAUGCUAAAUUUAUUGUUGAUAAACUUUGGGCAAAGAACAAGACUGGAGAAAUUUACAUUAAAAAGAAUAUGUUAAAGGAAGCUGAAAAAGUAUUUACUGAUUUGAUUAAAUUAAAUCCAGAUAAUAUGAAUUAUCAUAAGAAGUUUUGGGAAUCUAAAGGAAUUAAAUCAAUUGAAACAAUUACAAAAGAACAAAUUGAAAUAUUAAAACCAAUUUAUGCUGAAUGGGGAGAACUAAAUCCAAAGAGUUUUGUAAUUCAAAAGAUUCCAUUAAACUUUUUGCCAUCAGACUCUGAAGGGUUUUUAAUAAGAUUGGCCAAGUUUUCUAGACACUUUUUGGUCAAGGGUAUUCCAUCACUCUUUAACAACCUCAAAUCAUUGUACAAUGGUGGUGAUGAUAAGAAAUCAAAGGUGAUUGAAAAGUUCUUUGAAGAGACUUUGCAAUCAUUGAUUGAAAAGGGUACACUUGUUGGAAGCGACCAACAAGAAUCACCAUCCACCUUGUUGUGGUGUCGUUACUUUUUGGCUCAACAUUAUGAUCGUGUUGGUAAGAUUAAAGAGUCGUUUGAACAAAUUGACAAGGCCAUCGAACACACCCCAACCAAUGUCGACAAUUACAUUGUUCGUGCCAAACUCCUCAAGCACAAUGGUGAUUUGGUUGGUGCCGCCCAACAAUACGAGCACGCCCGUCAACUUGAUUUGGCCGAUCGUUACCUCAACACAAAGAGUGCACUCUAUGCUCUCCGUGCCGACGAAAGAGACAAUGCCUCCAAGAUUUUCAAAACUGUCAUUGAUCCAAAUGACUCGACCAUGUUUAACAUUUCCGAGUACCAAUGUAUGUGGUAUGAAAAUGAAUUGGGUCAAAGUUAUUAUAGAACUGGAGAUAAUGCAAUGUCUCUUAAAGCUUUACAUUUAGUUGAUAAGGCAUUCACAGAAUUUAUUGAAGAUCAAUUUGAUUUCUUUAAUCAUAUGCAGAAAAAGUUAACAUUGAGAGCCUAUGUUGACUUUUUAAGAUGGGAGGAUCAAGUAUACAAGAAUAAACCUUUCCUCGAUGCUGCCAAGUUGUUGGUCAAGGUUUAUUUGACUUUAUUAAAGAAACCAUAUGUUAAACCAGUUGAAACAACACAAUCAUCAGCUGGUGUUGCCACCGCCGCCGAAACUGCUUCUGCUCCACCUACUACUACCGAACCAACCGCCACUACCACUCCAGUCGUCAAAGAAAAUGAAAAGAAACAAAAUAACAAACAGAAUAACAAACAAACACCACCACCACCACCAAAGAAAGACGAUGACGAUGAAGUAGAAGUUGAUGAAAAGAACAAGGUUGAUGAAGAUCCACUCGGUGAAAAAUUAGCCACCGUUCCAAAUCUUUUGGAACAAGCCAACAAAUUCCUAAAGACAAUGUUGAAAUUCAAUCCAGAUUCAGUUGAUGCUCAUUUAUUAGCUUGUCAAUGUUAUCUUGAAAAGAGAAAAUAUUUAUUAAUAAUUCAAUCAUUAUUAAAAGUAAAACAAGUUGUUCCAAAUCAUCCAUUAAUAUUCAAGAAUGUUGUAGCAAUGUAUAGACAAGUUGAACAACAAGCCGAUACAACUGAUGCAUCGGUCAAGAAAAUUUUGGAAGAUGAAAAGGCAAACUUGUUUGAUGGUGCCACUUCACUAUUGCAGUUUGUCGAACAAUACGCUGCCAAACACAAAGAUUCACAUGCACAUCAAUUCAUUGCUGGUGAACAAUUAUAUCAUCUCACCAAGGAUUCUGCCAAGGCUUUGGAUUUGAUUGUCAACAGUGUCUCUAGCAGUGCCACUGCCUCUUGGGACAAUUGUAGAGAAAAUCUCGUUCAUUUGAAAUCAGUAUUCUGUGACAUUGGCAAGAUUGAUCAAUCAUUUGCCGAUAAUCUCAUCCAACAAUACACUGAAAAGUGUAAGAUUAGAUUCCCAUUGGCUAAUUAUUUCCAACCUCCAAAAUCAAUUGAACAAUCAACUGAAGAAUCAACUACUACUACUACUACAACUACAACAACAACAAACGGAACUAGUAAUUAA
Cavenderia fasciculata is the source of this 2700-nucleotide messenger RNA. RefSeq names its product tetratricopeptide-like helical domain-containing protein. Gene Ontology annotation, molecular function: protein binding; protein-N-terminal amino-acid acetyltransferase activity. Gene Ontology annotation, biological process: N-terminal peptidyl-methionine acetylation. The coding region runs from base 1 to 2700 and encodes 899 amino acids. The record is from RefSeq and is a predicted model, not a curated record. Gene Ontology annotation, cellular component: cytoplasm. NCBI's taxonomy places the organism in Eukaryota, Evosea, Eumycetozoa, Acytosteliales, Cavenderiaceae. The transcript is spliced from 5 exons.